Messenger RNA from Ramularia collo-cygni, 1005 nucleotides. RefSeq lists its product as uncharacterized. Lineage: Eukaryota; Fungi; Ascomycota; Dothideomycetes; Mycosphaerellales; Mycosphaerellaceae. Gene Ontology annotation, biological process: protein phosphorylation. Gene Ontology annotation, molecular function: ATP binding; protein kinase activity. The record is from RefSeq and is a predicted model, not a curated record. Bases 1 to 1005 code for a protein of 334 amino acids. The transcript has a single exon.
AUGGCAUCGUUACCGGCAAGCCCGCUCAAGACAGCAGCUGACUUCGCCAAAAGGUACCAACACUAUGUCCUGGGGCAGAUCAGCACAGGAUCCUACGCGCACGCACACUUCUCGCUUCCCAAAUCAAUCGCGGACCAGACCCUCGCAGUCUUUGACUCCCACAAGAUCGAGCACAACGAAGCCUGCCGCCGUCUACGAGCUUCCCUACAAGCAAUCAAGAUCUGCAAAGGUAAGACAAACGGCUCAGCUGACAACAUGGACCUCGAGAUUACUGUGCUGAGCCACACUGCGAAAAAGGGACAUCCAAACCUUGUAGGAAUACGUGAUGCCGAUGCUGCCAGCACAGGAAAGAGUUGGUAUACCCUCGAGCUUCUCACAGGCGAUACAUUCGAAAAAUACUGCGACUUACUCUACAACCUCCGCCUCAGCCUCGACCGCUCGCCUGAAUCCUUCUCUCCAGUCUCCUUCGGUUGGCAUCUAGUGCUUCAAGUAACUCAAGGUCUACUGGCUCUUCAUUUCGGCGACAAGAACGGGAAAGAAUGUAGGAGUUGGCCGAUGUACACACACGGCGAUACACAUCCCAAGAACCUCCUCUUCAGGGGCGGGACUGGCCAGUAUAAAGAUUACCCAGAUGCGGUUCUCAUCGACUUUGGUCGGACACAGAAGCUAGGUUCCCAUACAGACCGCGCCGCGUUCUUCAGAGCCCAGCACGCGGAUGUGAAGCUCGCGAUUCAUUUCAUCGUCAAGACCCAGUGGGCUCGUGACCUCGAUCUCAGAACAAUAUGCUCGGAGAUUUGGGAGCUAGAUAUCCAGGAAGGAGUGGAUAAUAAUCGCAUCUUGAAGUCGUGGAUGAAGGACCUGAGAUUGAGAGCUUUCCGGGAACGAGAAAGGUUGUACAUUGCUUUGCACCCCGACGUGAUCGAACACUUUCAGCAGGAGAUGAUCAGCGAAAAUGAGCUUUGGGAGCAGACCAUCUCCUAUCGAAGCCUUUGCGCAGAAUGGUGA